Molecule: messenger RNA, 2713 nt
Organism: Pongo pygmaeus (Bornean orangutan)
Lineage: Eukaryota; Metazoa; Chordata; Mammalia; Primates; Hominidae
Gene: MEF2B
Product: myocyte enhancer factor 2B
Exons: 10
Coding region: 1030-2490 (486 amino acids)
Biological process (GO): positive regulation of transcription by RNA polymerase II; heart development; cell differentiation
Molecular function (GO): DNA-binding transcription factor activity, RNA polymerase II-specific; protein dimerization activity; histone deacetylase binding
Source: RefSeq, a predicted model, not a curated record
UUGCUUGAGCCUAGGAGGUCGAGGCUGCAGUGAGCUGUGAUCAUGCCACUGCACUCCAGCCUGGGCAACAGAGUGAGAUCCUGCCUUGAAGAAAAAAAAACAAGAAAAACCUUUCUGCUAGUGGCAAACUCCUACACUUACUUGAAAGCCCAGCACAAAUGCCCCCUCUUCUGAGAAACCCUCCCUGACUCCUCUGGCACAGCCCUUGCCCCAAUUCUGGCCUGUCCCAGCCUCCCAUCCCUCCUCUGGCCCAAGCCUGACCCCACAGGGUUAGGGGAGUGCAUGGAUUCCCUGCCUGUCCCAGACGGGCGGGUGGCUUCUCCAGAAGUGCCCAGCCCAGAGCCAUCUUUAUCCUGUAAUUCUUUUCACAUUGAUACAUUCACCAACCCCCGCUCUGAUCUUCCUGUGGGUCUGGCCUGUGCUGAGAUCCCAGGGGAAGGGGUGGAUUUAGAGGUCUGGGCUGGGGUCCAAUCCUGGAAGGCCCCUCACAGCUGACCUUUGAAGUUUAGAAAACAGCCUCUAGCGGGGAGAGGGAAGUGGUUGGUGGAAGCAGUGUGGUUGUCUUGGACUGUGGAGAGGCAGGUGGUGCGGGAUUGAGGGACCAGUAGCUGAGGAGGGUCUGUCACUCCCUGUGGGAGCACAUAUCUGGCCCCAGGAGGCACAGUUGAGUGAGGCUACACAGGCCACCCCAGAGCCCCGUCUUGCAGUCUUUCCAUUCUAGCCAGCGCGAGGGUCAGCGUUGCCUGCGAGGAGGGCUUGGUUCCUUGGGCCGACGGGGUCCGGGAUCGGAGUUCUAUUUCACUCAGGAUAGAAUUAAUCCAGGCAAGUUGGGCCGAGUUAGGAACACGUUUAGAAUUAGAGUUAGGGUCACAGUAGGGUCAGGGGUCGGCAGUAAGGUCAAGGGCGCCCAGUGAGGGCGGGGAAAGCCUGGCCAGUCUGAUCCAGCCCCCUGCCUCCGUUCUGCUUCUUCCUUAUCCGCGCCCCCACCCAUGGCGCCCCAGCAUCCUUUCGCGUCUGAGUCCCAGGCCCAUGAACUCCCGGGGCGGGGCCACGCCCGAGUGCCCGCCCAUCGCCGCCUCCAGGGUGACGCCCUCUAUGCAAAUAAGCCCGUCCCGCCCAAUCAGCUCCCGGGGGCAGGGCCGCCCGCUCCCAAGGCACCUGCGGCCGCGGGCUCCUGAUCUUCGUGCAGCCUCCGCAGGUCCGUGCGCCCAGCGUCCCAGGGCCCAGGCCGAGCAGCAAUGCAUGAGAGCUGGAAGUGGAAGAGCUUGCAAGAUCAUCGUCGCUCACUGUAACCUUGAACUCCUGGGCUCAAAGAAUCCUCCCGCCUCAGGCUCCCACAUAGCCAGGACUACAGACAAAGAUCGCUCCACUCAGCCUGGGACAAUGGGGAGGAAAAAAAUCCAGAUCUCCCGCAUCCUGGACCAAAGGAAUCGGCAGGUGACAUUCACCAAGCGGAAGUUCGGGCUGAUGAAGAAGGCCUAUGAACUGAGCGUGCUCUGUGACUGUGAGAUAGCCCUCAUCAUCUUCAACAGUGCCAACCGCCUCUUCCAGUAUGCCAGCACAGACAUGGACCGCGUGCUGCUGAAGUACACGGAGUACAGUGAGCCCCACGAGAGCCGCACCAACACUGACAUCCUCGAGACGCUGAAGCGGAGGGGCAUUGGCCUCGAUGGGCCAGAGCUGGAGCCAGAUGAAGGGCCUGAGGAGCCAGGAGAGAAGUUUCGGAGGCUGGCAGGCGAAGGGGGUGAUCCGGCCUUGCCCCGACCCCGGCUGUAUCCUGCAGCUCCUGCUAUGCCCAGCCCAGACGUGGUAUACGGGGCCUUACCGCCACCAGGCUGUGACCCCAGUGGGCUUGGGGAAGCACUGCCUGCCCAGAGCCGCCCAUCUCCCUUCCGACCAGCAGCCCCCAAAGCCGGGCCCCCAGGCCUGGUGCACCCUCUCUUCUCACCAAGCCACCUCACCAGCAAGACACCACCCCCACUGUACCUGCCGACGGAAGGGCGGAGGUCAGACCUGCCUGGUGGCCUGGCUGGGCCCCGAGGGGGACUAAACACCUCCAGAAGCCUCUACAGUGGCCUGCAGAACCCCUGCUCCACUGCAACCCCCGGACCCCCGCUGGGGAGCUUCCCCUUCCUCCCCGGAGGCCCCCCAGAAUAUGGCCUGGGAGACCCUCCACCGCCCCCUGGCUUGUUGCAGCCCCCCACCCUGGCCCCCUGGCAGCCCUCGAGGGGUGAUGGGCCCCCCGCCGUGCCAUCUCAGCCCAGUGGGGGCCGAAGCCUGGGCGAGGAGGGUCCCCCAACCCGCGGCGCCUCCCCGCCGACCCCCCCAGUCAGCAUCAAGUCCGAGCGCCUCUCUCCGGCCCCCGGGGGCCCCGGCGACUUUCCUAAGACCUUCCCCUACCCCUUGCUCCUCGCCCGGUCCCUGGCAGAGCCUCUGCGGCCCGGGCCCGUCCUGCGCCGGCUGCCCUUGGCCGACGGCUGGCCCCGGUAGGAGACCACCCGGUGGCACCGGCCCAGAGCGCUCGCCAGGUACGGCGAGGGCACGUGGAGACCCCACCUCCCUCCAGGCCUCUUCAGAGAAGACCCAACAGUGACGCCCCCCUCCGCGGUGGGGGCUUGGAGGUGGGCGGCUGGACUCAAUCCACUCUAGGGGGCUCCUUUCCUUCUUCCUAUUUGUGUGUAUACCCACAAAUAAAACGCGCGUGGCGUCCGUG